Messenger RNA from Penicillium taxi, 1470 nucleotides. Its product is annotated as aldehyde dehydrogenase family protein. Bases 1 to 1470 code for a protein of 489 amino acids. NCBI's taxonomy places the organism in Eukaryota, Fungi, Ascomycota, Eurotiomycetes, Eurotiales, Aspergillaceae. The record is from RefSeq and is a predicted model, not a curated record. The transcript is spliced from 4 exons. Gene Ontology annotation, molecular function: aldehyde dehydrogenase (NAD+) activity.
AUGACUAUAACCUAUCAAGCAAAGCCAGAGUCCAUUGAGACUCGACUUUACAUCAAUGGGAAGUUCGUGGAAUCGUCCGACGGUCGCACGUUCGAUGUAGUGUCUCCAACAACAGGCGAGAAGGUCGCUGAAGUUUUUGAGGCAAGUGAAGAAGACACAAAUGCUGCAGUCGCUGCCGCCAAAGCAGCAUUCCCAGCAUGGUCUGCCCUCGCCCCAGCUGAAAGGGGAGCCUACUUCAAAAAGCUAGCCCCUCUGUUCCUCGAGUCUCACAAUGAGCUUGCUCAACUCGAGGCUUUGUCAAUGGGUCGUCCUGUUUCCAUGUAUUUUGAGUCUUUCCACGCUGCUGAGAACCUGUAUCACUAUUCUGAAGCAGGGUUCGGAAAUGUUGGAACUUCAAGUCUGAACACCCCCGGCUUUGUUAACAUGACUCUGCGCCAGCCAUUUGGUGUUACUGCUGGAAUUAUCCCUUGGAAUGUGCCAGUUGCUUUCCUGAUCAUCAAGUCGCUGCCAGCUCUGAUGGCAGGAAACACUGUGGUGAUCAAGAGCAGUGAAAAGGCUCCAUUGACAUCUGCCUUUGCUGCUACCCUGAUUGAUAAAGUAGGAUUCCCACCCGGUGUUUUCAACAUCAUCACUGGUCACGGUCACAUUUCCGGCAGCGUGCUAUCUCACCACAUGGACGUGCGGGUGCUGAGCUUCACUGGAUCAGCCAGAACUGGCCGUAUUAUUCAGGAGGCCGCCGCCAAAUCUAACUUCAAGAAGGUUAUCUUGGAGAUGGGCGGCAAGAGCCCUGCCAUCAUCUUCUCUGACGCCGACAUCGAGAAGGCAGUUGAAGAGACUAAGCACAGUAUCCAGUGGAACAGUGGACAAGUCUGCAUGGCAAACUCCAGAAUCUAUGUGGAAGAAUCCAUCGCAUCAGCCUUCAUCGAGUUGUUCAAAGAGAAGUUCUCCGCAGUCAAGAUUGGUGACCCAUUGUCGCCUGAAACGACUCACGGCCCCCAGGUAGAUGAACAACAGUUCAAGAACGUCCAAGCCUAUAUCGAGGGAGCAAAGAAGGAUGGAAAGAUGGCUAUUGGACAAGAUUUCUCAGAGUCCUCCAAGGGGCUUUUCAUCAUGCCUACCAUCUUCCUUGAGACACCAGAAGAUGCCAGGGGAUUGAAAGAGGAGAUUUUUGGCCCUGUUGUUCACAUCAACACGUUCCGCGACGAGGCGGAAGUUGUUAAAAAGGCGAAUGAUAAUGAGUAUGGGCUUUAUGCUGCUGUAUACACAAAGGAUCUCAGUCGUGCUCUUCGCAUGGUGAAGAACUUGGAGGCUGGAACUGUUGGAGUGAACUGCACUAGUCCUACCGCGGCGGGAGAUAUGCCAUUCGGUGGAUAUAAGGGAAGCGGUUCUGGUCGGGAGGGAUGGACUGUUAGCAUGCUAGAGAACUACCUUGAGGUGAAGAGUGUCAUGAUCAAGGUCGAUGACCUUUAA